Astrephomene gubernaculifera is the source of this 3075-nucleotide messenger RNA. The record is from the annotation of a GenBank genome assembly. NCBI's taxonomy places the organism in Eukaryota, Viridiplantae, Chlorophyta, Chlorophyceae, Chlamydomonadales, Astrephomenaceae.
AUAUUAUCGUUAUGCUGCUAUAGUUGUAGACGACAGCGGGCGCUUAGGAUGUUGACCUGCGAUAUGCUCUGAACUUCUCUGCGACGCCAAGCGCCCUACUUUGGGCACUAGGUAGCCAUGUUCAUAUACCUUAGUAAGAAGAUUGCCAUCCCAAACAAUGUUAAGCUACGCUGUAUUUCUUGGAAUACGGAUCAGGGCUGGAUUGCUUGUGGUGGAGAGAGUGGCCUUCUGAAGGUCCUCCGGUUAGACGGCACCACCAGUAAGGAUGUAAAGGGGAAAAAAGAAGGGGGGCCGCCGGGCGGCAACCUUUCGCUCAACCAGACGCUGGAGGGUCACAACGGCGCAGUCAUAUGCGUGUGCUGGAACAAUGCAUUCCAAAAGCUCACCACCAGCGACGAGUUCGGCCUCAUCAUCGUCUGGAUGCUCCAUAAAGGCAUGUGGUUCGAGGAGAUGAUCAACAACAGGAACAAGUCCGUUGUGAAGGACAUGAAGUGGACCUCCAACGGUGAGAAGAUCUGCAUAAUCUAUGAGGAUGGUGCUGUCAUCGUGGGCUCUGUGGACGGCAACCGUCUGUGGGGCAAGGAGCUGGGCAUGGAGCUGGCGCUGGUGGAGUGGUCGCCUGACGGCCGGCUGCUGCUGUUUGCCACGCCGCAAGGCGACUGCCAUGUGUACGACGGCAACGGCAACGGAGUGGCCAAGGUGCCGCUGUACUGCAACGAGGGCUACGCAGGUGCCUCCCGUAUCAUCGGCGUCGAGUGGUACGACGGUGUGGAGGGCUACGCGGAGCCCAACUGCCCGGUGCUCGCCAUCUGCCUGGACAACGGACGCAUGCAGCUCAUGCGGUACGAGUCGGACGACAACGCGGUGUGCAUUGAUACGGGCAUCAAGCCGGUGAAGGUCAAGUGGAACAUGAACGGCACGAUCCUGGCGGUGGCGGGCUUCCAGAUGAGCAGCGCCGUGGCAGACGGGCGGGAGCUGUGGAUGGUGCAGUUCUACAACCACAACGGCGAGCACAUGCGCACGCUGCGGGUGCCGGGCGGCGGCAUUUCGGGCAUCUCCUGGGAGGGCAACGGACUGCGACUGGCGCUGGCGGUGGACAGCUACGUCUACUUUGCAAACGUGCGCCCCGACUACAAGUGGGGCUACUUUUGCAACACGCUGGUGUACGCCUUCAACCGCCCCGACCGCGCGGAGCACUGCGUCAUGUUCUGGGACACCAAGAACAACGACAAGUACCCCAAGUACGUGCGCAAGCUGGUGGCCAUCCAGGCGUUCGGGGACUUCUGCGUGCUGGCAACCAAGGGCGAGAACCCCGGGGAGCACAUCCUCAUCCUGUGUAACGCCAUUGGCUCACCCGUGGAUUCCAAGUACAUCGAGGUGGAGCCCAAGUACCUGGCCAUCACCAACUACCACGUCAUUGCCGCGAACGACGAGGUCGUCUACGUGUGGCAGUUCCGUACCUCCUUCUCCAAGGUGCUGUCCACGGACAUCAACGCGGUGAAGCGCAAGGACGUGCGCGAGAAGAUGUUCUCGGUGGACGAUGCCAACCCGGCGCUGUCGGACCGCUCGCCCGAGUCCUUCCGCAACAUGACCACCCAGACCACCGACCCCAUCGCCUGCAUCACCGCAUGCGACUCGGUGCUCAUGAUCGGGCGCGCCUCGGGAGUGGUGAACCGCUACUCGCUGCCGCACCUAACGCUGGACGCGCAGCAUGUGCUCAGGUGCAGGCCGCAGAUGCUGGCGCUCAACUGCAACCUGUCCAAGAUGUCGGUGAUCGACAUCAACGGCGUGCUCACCUUCUUCGACCUGACGGCCAAGGCGGCGGGCGGGGGCGCCAACACCGUUGGGGAGCACCUGUCCUUUGAGCGCAAGGACGCCUGGGACAUGCGGUGGGCGGAUGACAACCCCGAGCUGUUUGCCAUGAUGGAGAAGACGCGCAUGUACAUCUUCCGCGGCCUGGACCCCGAGGAGCCCGUCACCUCCUCCGCCUACCUCUGCUCCUUCCACGACCUGGAGAUCUCGGCGGCCUUCCUGGACGACAUCAUGCAGCAGCCCGACCAGCCCGACCUGGAGUUCAUGGUCAUGUACGAGACGCGCAGCCUGCGUGACACCCGCGAGCUGCUCAAGAGCGCCAGUGUGGACGACGCGUACGCCUUCGUGGACUCCAACCCCCACCCGCGGCUGUGGCGCAACCUGGCGGAGCACGCGCUGGAGGCGCUGGACUUCACCACCGCGGAUAAGGCCUUUGUGCGCUGCGCGGACUACCAGGGCAUUCAGUUCGUGAAGCACCUGGGCAAGCUGGACGACAAGGCAAAGCAGCGGGCAGAGGUUGCGGUGUACUUCAAGCGCUUCGACGAGGCUGAGCAGCUCUACAUGCGCAUGGACAGGCCCGACCUGGCCAUCGACAUGCGCAUGCGGCUGGGAGACUGGUUCAAGGUGGAGCGGCUGAUCCGUGAGUCGGGCGGCGACGACGCGCAGCUGCUGCACGCGCACAACAAGAUCGGGCAGUACUACUCGGACCGGCACAAGUGGGCCAAGGCGGCGCAGUACUACGCGCAAGCCAAGAACAGCGAGAUGCUGGUGGAGUGCUUUUACGCACUGGAGGACUUUGUGGCGCUGGGCCGGCUGAUGGACGCGCUGCCCGACGGCUCCCCGCUGCUGUCCAACAUCGGCGAGAAGUUCCAGAGCGUGGGGCUGUGCAACGAGGGCGUCACCGCCUUCCUGAAGGCGGGCGACACCAAGCGCGCUAUCGACUGCUGCGUGCUACUCAACCAAUGGGACCAGGGAGUGCAGCUGGCGCAGGCACACAACUUCCCCCAGAUCGAGCAGCUGCUAGCCAAGUACGCCAACCACUUGUUGGAGAAGGAGAAGGUGAUGGAUGCCAUCGAGCUGUACCGCAAGGCCAACCACUCCAUGGAGGCGGCGAGGCUGCUGCAGGACCUGGCGCGCAAGUGUGCCGCUCAAAAGGUGCACCCCAUGCGUGUCAAGAAGCUCUACGUGCUGGCCGCGCUGGAGAUCGAGAAGUUCCGCAAACGCACUUUGGAGCUGGCGGGGCCGGACAAGGCAUCCGCGACG